Megalobrama amblycephala (Wuchang bream) is the source of this 3273-nucleotide messenger RNA. RefSeq names its product radixin-like. The record is from RefSeq and is a predicted model, not a curated record. The transcript has 3 exons. Gene Ontology annotation, cellular component: microvillus; plasma membrane; filopodium. Lineage: Eukaryota; Metazoa; Chordata; Actinopteri; Cypriniformes; Xenocyprididae. Gene Ontology annotation, biological process: positive regulation of protein localization to early endosome; regulation of organelle assembly; regulation of cell shape. Gene Ontology annotation, molecular function: actin binding; cell adhesion molecule binding. The coding region runs from base 1 to 591 and encodes 196 amino acids.
AUGUCCAGGAAAGCAGGCACUGAGUUUAAGUGGACAGACAGUGAGGUGGAGUUGUUGCUGCGAGUAACACAAGAGUAUAAAGUGGCCAAAGCCCACGAAAAUGUAGACUGGGAGACGUGCCAAAACAAAUACGGCGAAAUACUGGACCGCUUCAAAGAGCAAUAUCCUGCGGAUGCCGUCGAUUACCCCCACAGUAAGGACGAGGCACUGUCCGCUCUGGAAGAUUUGGAAAAAACCAAAGAGGAGCUGAAGUCUGUGAUGUCUGCUCCAGUGUGUGGUGCGGCGGAAAACGAACAUGACGAGCAUGAUGAGAGCAGUGCAGAAGCUAGUGCUGAGCUGUCUAAUGACGGAGUUGCUCAUCAGCGAAGUGAGGAGGAACGGCUCACAGAAACCCACAAAAACGAACGUGUCAAAAAGCAGCUACAGGCCUUGAGCUCAGAAUUGGCCCAGGCCCGUGAUGAUUCCAAGAAGACCCAAAAUGAUGUUUUGCAUGCAGAGAAUGUGAAGGCCGGCCGGGAUAAAUACAAGACCCUACGCCAGAUCCGCCAGGGCAACACCAAGCAGCGUAUUGAUGAGUUUGAGUCCAUGUGAGGUCUAUACCAUCCCCCUUAAUCAUCCCACUCUCUACCUUGUAGCCCUAAUGCAUUGAUGGGUGGCUUACAAGCACAGCUUUUACCUACCCACCCCUCUCCUGUAGACCAGUAAUCCUUGACCUUUAACCCCUUCAGAGAGGUUUGAAGGACAUGGCUGCCACUUCUUCCAGCUUUGCCAAAGCGCUCUCCGCCUGUGAUCAGCCUGGUCGGGCUGUGUACACAUAUUGUGCUCCUCAUAGCCCUACUCCAAUAUCGUCCAAUUAGGAUCAAGUGGUGUAUCCUUAUGAGUUAUUAAAUGAUGAUUUACUAAAAUGUUUGAAAAUAUGUAUUUUAGGAGAGCCUGAAAUCAGUUGAAGCAAAAUGUAUGAGUGGUUUUAUUGCCAUUUUUGUUUAUUUGUUUGUUUGUGUUUGUUUGUUGUUGUUUUUUUGUAUUGUUUUUUGGCAACAGUUAUAUGCUCACAAUGCAUAAAACAGCAUUUUUCUUCUUUCAUCUAUUUUAUUCACUCUGUUUCAACUAAGUGGGUUAUCAAAUCAAGGUUUGGAAGGAUGGUCAAGGGUCAUGUGAAAGUUGUGUGCAACUUGGGAAUCAGCAGUGUCACAUCCACAUACCCUGAAGAGCACACACAGCACCUUCCGCACAGCAGCCCAGAUGUCAAGUGACGAAUGUAGGAACAAAGGCACCUCUCUUGUGAAUGAAUGUGAACCAUAACCAAAGGAAGGCUAUCACUCUUGAUAGCCAAGUGCAUUUAUCCAUCAUUACUGUGGAUUUAGACUGGAAAAGUCCUUUGUUGCUAGUUUUAUUUAUUCAGUGCAAGACAUUUGAUUCAGGUUAAAAUCUGUAGCUUCGAGCUGACAAUUUGAUGGAGGUCCUGUGACACAAUGCAAGAACUCUUUCAUUGUGUCAGGAUGAGUCAUUUGAUCGCUACAGGGAAACACCCAAUGUUUCUUGUCCAGGCGCCAUAUCGAUAAUUUUCCCUGCCUACAGGCUUACAAAGGCCAGGGCUGACAGGUGAACAGACCGACAGAUAAUAGUUUGUUUUAGUGGAUUUGUGAUUGUAAUGUAAUUUGUGUUAUUGUGGGGAAACAGCCUGAGGAUAUUAAUUGUCUGAAUAGAUAAAAAGUUGUGUGUAUGCGUGCACUUGGUGUCUCUGUUCAUCUGUGGGUAUUUUUGUUGGGCAUUUUUGUAUGAAUGUAUUAGUACAUCUGCAUGCUCAUGUGGAAACCGUGGCCUUUCUGGCUGGGGAGCAUAUGAUAACAUCAGUCCUGUUUCGGGAUGGCUCGCUACCUCAUUACUGUAAAACAUGGUGACUGGUUAGUCAAACACUUGGUAUACUGUAUGGCAGAGAGAGGCAAGUGUUGUAAUUUUCUUCUUUUUGAGUUCUUAUUACCUAAAUCUUACUUUUCAUAAAAAGUAACUAAGUAACGCAAUUAGUUACUUUUAUAGGGAGUAACACAAUAUUGUAAUGCAUUACUUUUAAAAGUAACUUUCCCCAACACUGCUUAAUUCUUGGAAUCUGAUUAUAUAAUCCAGAUGAACAUGUAAUCAGUUACUACCCAGCACUGAUAAGGAAUCUGACUACUGAUUGGCCAGGGAUUGCCCAAUCAUGUUCAUGGAGAAUUCUACUGGGAGUUUUAAAAAAAAAAUAAAUAAAUAAAUAAAUAAAUUGCAAAAAUAGAGAAGUGCAGUAAUUUUUCUACAAGUUGGAUAUAUUUUAAGGCACUAUGGAUUCACUUCUUUGGAAUCUGCAAACGUGACUGAGGCGAACCAUCAUAAAACUCUGAAAGGUAAUCAAGUCACUGGCUUUUGGCAAUUAUAUAUAUGUGGACGUUGCCAUCUGAUACUUUAAGAAAAUCUCUGGUCCAACAGCACUGGUAUUUUUCACUGUUUGCAUCAUUCUGCUUAUCUGUGUUUACACAUCUUAGACAGCCUAUCAGCAUUUGUAGUGGGUAUUUUUCAGUAACCCUUUUGUUACACCAGUAGGUGGCGACAAGGCACUGUCAUUAUGAGUGAGUCAAUUGGUUUUGAACUCCUUGGAAAUUUUAUUGUAGGUAGAUGUCAUCCAUCAAUGAUGCUUUGGCUGGUUAGGGGUGAUAUGAAAUUGUGUUGUAUUAAGCAGCCCAAGAUAUGUGUAUGAUAAUUCAUCCUAUAGAUGAUCUGCAAUUUAAUACCAAAGUUAUCUUGUCAGUAUUCUCAUACAACUUGUGUCUACAAAGCACAACAUGACAAAAAUUGUGUCAUUGUCUGAUCCAACUCCAAUAUGUUAAUCGUGUGUCAUAAUGAAGCAUAUUUGUCUAGAACAUCCCAUGUUUAACUUUUUUUCCCCAUUCUUUUUCUUGAUGAGACUUCUUUUUUUUAUGUCCACCUUUUCAAAAUUCUUAACAGGUCUUGGUUCUGUUGACACCUUUAGUCUUUUACCAUACCAUAUUUUAUCUGCUAGCGUAUGUGUGCUGUAUUGCAGUAGAACCCCUCUAAUACUCAGUACUCAAGGCCUGCACUCAUUUUCUUUCACAUUGUGCAUGAUAAAAUAUAUUUAGCAUAUCUGUUAAAAAAAAUAUAUAGUUGUGAAAGCAGGCCCUUUUUUAUGCAAUGCCUUUGAAAGGCUUACCAUAUUUAAAGUUAUUGACAGGACUAUUUUGGUUAAAGGGAUAUUUCACCCAAAAAUGAAAAUUUGAUGUUUAU